UUUGUCAACGGCGCCGGCGGUGUCGGACUGAAUUUUGUGAGUCACAUGUGGAUCCUUAACUUUGACCCUGACUUUGAUCUCGACGACCGUGGGUUUCGAUCAUGGGCGAAGUCACUACCACAGAAGCUGCCAAUGCCUUCUGGGUAGAAUUCAAAUCAGAGCGUCAAGCCAUCGAUGAGCAGAUUCAAGCAUCCAACACUGUACGGAGGGACGAUUUGACAUCUCACUUCACCGCCAUUUUGGAAAGAAUCAAUACACUAGAGAAACGGCUCACCAAAGCAACCGAGUUUAUACCCUCCUAUGAUGAACGACAGUUUCAGAUACAACUCAAAAUGCUGAAUGAAGCCCUCGAUGGUGCGAAAACCACACUCACUCCAAAAGCUAAAUUCUCAUUCAAAUCUCGAAGAAAGAAGACGGAUACCUCCAAGCCAACUUUUGCCGUGGACCCUGAUCUUGAAAAAAAAGACACGAGCAACGUGACAACGGAACAAGCCAGCGACAACACGAUCACCAUCAGUGGAAAAUCACGUGAAUUAAUUGUGUUGGAGCGUACCUGCAUUUCACAAGGCAAGAGCGUGGAUGUGGUGUUGACGGAUCUGAAACAAUGCGUUGUCUGGUUAAUGGAAGAGUCGACCAAAGUAUCUGCACUCCACAUCAAAAAUGUGCAAGAUUGCGUCAUCGUUGGUGGGGCGAUUGAUGGCUCCGUAUUGAUCUAUGGGUUAAAACGCAGUAUUAUCACAUUUGGAUGUCACCAGUGUCGCGUGCAUGAUGCACACAACGUCGAUCUAUUUUUGAAUGUGUCCAGUCGACCAAUCAUUGAAGACUCGUCAGAUAUUCGUGUAGGUCCUUACGAGUUGCAGAAUCCCGGGGUAAGUCACACUAGUGUUUUUGUCGGCACACGAAUGUGGGAAUCCAACAGUUUAAAGUUAAUUCAUCCGUUCCCUCGGGUUCUAGACGCAAAUCAACUAUUAUGAUCAGAUGGAGGAUUUCAAUUGGUUGAAGAAGCAAGCUUCGCCUCAUUGGCGUGUCAUGAAUACCGAGGAAUGCCAUCGACUUCACGGGUUACUAAACUGGGGCAAUAUGCAAAAUAUAGACGCCGUGUUGAACAAGCUACCGUCCUGAAGGUAUAAGUGGAGCUAUCGGAUGCACUUCAUUAAAAAAAACCUAUCGCAAUGUGAACUAAAAGCUCCACAUUCGGAGCGAAACGGAGCAAAACAAACACAGGAUGGUUGAACAUACUUUCUCUUUUCAUCAUUUUACCCCAUGCUUCCAAAUAAAAAAUGUAUGCUUAUUGGACCGGAC
Radiomyces spectabilis is the source of this 1302-nucleotide messenger RNA. RefSeq names its product tubulin binding cofactor C-domain-containing protein. Gene Ontology annotation, biological process: post-chaperonin tubulin folding pathway; tubulin complex assembly. Gene Ontology annotation, molecular function: tubulin binding. The coding region runs from base 102 to 974 and encodes 290 amino acids. Gene Ontology annotation, cellular component: cytoplasm. The record is from RefSeq and is a predicted model, not a curated record. The transcript has 5 exons. Lineage: Eukaryota; Fungi; Mucoromycota; Mucoromycetes; Mucorales; Radiomycetaceae.